GGAGAAUGAACUAUGAGACAGUCAAACCAGACACAGGUGACUGAAUUCUUCCUCCUGGGACUCUCUGAUGACCCAUACACCCAGAAACUGCUGUUUGUCUUAUUCCUGGGUGUCUACCUGCUCACUGUGCUUGGAAAUCUGCUUCUGAUGUCCCUUGUUCAGGUUGACCCCCAACUUCACACACCCAUGUAUUUUUUUCUCUGCAACUUGUCUCUGGCUGACCUCUGUUUCUCUACCAACAUCGUUCCUCAGGCCCUCAUUCACUUGCUAUCCAGGAAGAAGGCCAUUUCAUUCAUACGUUGUGCAGCUCAGCUUCUACUCUUCCUCAUUUUUGGGGGUACACAGUGUGCCCUUCUAGCAGUGAUGUCCUGUGAUCGCUAUGUGGCCAUCUGCAAUCCUUUGCAUUAUUCUAACAUCAUGACCUGGCGGGCGUGUAUCCAGCUGGCCACAGGCUCAUGGACCAGUGCCAUUCUGGUAUCUGUUGUGGAUACCACCUUCACGCUAAGGCUACCCUACCAAGGCAGCAAUAGCAUUGCUCAUUUCUUUUGUGAGGCCCCUGCAUUAUUGGUCCUGGCAUCCACCGACACCCAUACUUCAGAAAUGGCCAUUUUUCUUGUAGGAGUUGUGAUCCUCCUCAUACCUGUUUUCCUGAUUUUGGUAUCCUAUGGCCUUAUUAUAGUGACUGUGGUCAGGAUGAAGUCAGCUGCUGGGAGGCUCAAGGCAUUCUCUACCUGUGGCUCCCACCUCAUGGUGGUCAUCCUUUUUUAUGGAUCAGCAAUUAUCACCUACAUGACACCAAAGUCUUCCAAAGAGCAAGGAAAGAUAGUGUCUGUGUUCUAUGCAGUGGUGACCCCCAUGCUCAAUCCCCUCAUCUACAGCCUGAGGAACAAGGAUGUGAAGGGAGCUCUGAGAAAAGUAACCACAAGGACUUUCCCAUCCAGCCUUGGGUUCUACCACUGAUAGGGAGCUCAGAGACCCUGCCGCUCCCUACUUGUAAGACUUGAUGAAUAAUAAACU
Trichechus manatus latirostris (Florida manatee) is the source of this 1017-nucleotide messenger RNA. RefSeq names its product olfactory receptor 2D2. The transcript has a single exon. NCBI's taxonomy places the organism in Eukaryota, Metazoa, Chordata, Mammalia, Sirenia, Trichechidae. Gene Ontology annotation, molecular function: G protein-coupled receptor activity; olfactory receptor activity. The record is from RefSeq and is a predicted model, not a curated record. Gene Ontology annotation, cellular component: plasma membrane. Gene Ontology annotation, biological process: detection of chemical stimulus involved in sensory perception of smell; G protein-coupled receptor signaling pathway. The coding region runs from base 13 to 960 and encodes 315 amino acids.